Molecule: messenger RNA, 2325 nt
Organism: Pectinophora gossypiella (pink bollworm)
Lineage: Eukaryota; Metazoa; Arthropoda; Insecta; Lepidoptera; Gelechiidae
Product: beta-1,3-galactosyltransferase 4-like
Exons: 6
Coding region: 544-1560 (338 amino acids)
Cellular component (GO): membrane
Molecular function (GO): hexosyltransferase activity
Source: RefSeq, a predicted model, not a curated record
GUACAUGGUAUAACAGGUAUGCUCAAAACUAACAGCUAGCAUUUUCAAAGUUAGCCCAGCUGACGUCAUCCGACCCUGCGUUGCCAUUUCGUAAAAAAUAAAUUACCCACGUCCAAUGUUUUUAAUUUACUUUGCAAAGCAAUUAAUUUUGUUCUUUUAAUAAAAGAUUUAUUUACUUACGUACAGUUUUAAUAGAGGGAAACCACUGCCCUAUUUUUCCCUAAAAAAGUAGUAUGGUGAAAUGCUACACCGACAAGAGCGUGGCUCUUAAAUUGAUGAUGAUGACAGUUUUAAUGAUUUUUGUAUACGUGACAAAUAUUAGUAAUUAAAUACAUUUAGUCAGUAAUUCACUUAAUUUUCAACAAUAAAAUUCGCGUCCUUAGAAUGUUGGAGAUACCAAUUGAAUGGCAACACUUACGUCAUCAAUGGGCUAGCAAUGGCGGCUUGUCGUAGAAUUGAGCAUACCUGGUUAUGUAUGGACAGAUGGACGGGCAUGUUUAUGUAGUACCUACUUAUAGUGUGGCAUGAUGAUACAGCGGCGCGAUGUACGGCGCAAGGUGCGUGCGGCCGAGGGCAGCGGCGGGGUGGGUCGCGGCGUUGCUGAUGCUGCUGGUACUGCUACGAGGCCCACAGACGCAGCAAGCCUCCUCUGGGCAUCAUCACAGUAUCAUGUACACAUCAUCCAACGAGAGCAUGAACACGGAGUCUACCCCCCCACCGCGCGUCAUCCUCACCAAGGAGCUAUACGUGCCCGGGCACCGGGUGGCGCACCCGGAACUGUGUCCGCAGCUGGGCGCGGGGCUGGCGCUGCUGGUGCUGGUGACGUCAGCGCCAGAGAACAGCAGCGCGCGCUACGCCGUGCGCCACACGUGGGGCAGCUUCGCACGCCGGUCAGACAUCGUCCUGGCUUUUGUUAUCGGACAAUCACCGAGAAAAUAUCACAAGCGGCUAGCGCGCGAGGACGCGUUGUACGGAGACAUGAUCCAGGGCAACUGUGUGGACUCGUACUCCAACCUGACGCUGAAGGUGCUGUCGAUGCUGGAGUGGGCCGACACGUACUGCCCGCGCGCGCCGCGGCUGCUCAAGACCGACGACGACGUGUUCCCCAACUUGCCGCGCCUGCUGCGCUUCCUCGCUGCGCCCCAGCGCGCCAACGCCACGCACACUGUGUGGGGGCAGUAUAAUGCAAUAAUAUACCAAAACCCUCGCCGCAAUAAAAGAGACAAGUGGUUUCUCACCAAGGUGCAGUACCCAUCGGCCUUGUUGCCCAUGUUCUUCAGUGGCACCGGGUACGUGAUGACGGCGGACUGCGUGCGGCCGAUGCUGCGGGCCGCGGGCGACAGGCCCUACAUCAGGCUGGAGGAUGUGUUCAUCACCGGCGUGCUUGCUAGCGCACUCGGGUUCAACCGGCCGCGAACAAAGGAAUUCACAGGGGCCUCGCAGUCAUCCGGUAAGCCGCCGUGCGUGGUGCAGCGCAACUUUAUCUUGCACAAGGUGUGGCCCCACCAGCAGUACGAGCUGUGGCGCCAGCUGCACGCCGCAGCCGACAAGUGCACGUAGCAUUUGGGUACUUACCUAUAGCAGUGGUAGGAGACCGGUGGAGUUCCCUUUGUCGCUAACGAUUCACGAUUCCCGCUGUAUGGCGGCCUUGUGAUGCUAAUACUUUGUAUACAGGCUGUUAGUGAUUCAGACCAUCCAUCAUAAACCUAACUCGUGCAAAAUUGACACCAUAAACUACAGAGUUGCAUGCCAGCGACAUUAUGUUUAGAAGGAGACAAAUUUGUCACUGUGAUCGCUUUCUAUACACGCUUUUUGGUCGACGAGAUUAGUUGUUUUAUUACACAGGCGACAGUGACAUCGUAACGAAAACUUUGAGGGAUGAUUCAGACCAUGAUUCUGAGUUGAUAUCAAGUGGAUGUUCCUGUCGGAAAAUUCAUGAUACUUUUAGUGGUUUAUUAAAUUAUUUUCAGCUCCAUACUUUUGCUAUGGAAAAUUCUACUUGAUAUCAACACAGAUUCAUGGUCUAAAUCAUCCUUUAAAGUUUUCGUUACGAUGUCACUAUUAAUUAAAUAAAUUAUGUAAGUACUUAUAUUAAUACCUAAUUCAAGCCGUGCCUUUGGGCACAAUUUAUAAGACAAAUUAUCUUAAUACGCCUUUAUAGUUGCUCUCUUGCCCUUUUUUUACCUACACAUCUUAUAUUAUGACAAGGCAAAAACUUAUAAAUAACUAGCAAUAAAACUCUUAAAGUAACAAAUACACUUUUUAUAAGUUUUAUAAGAAUCACAUAGGAAGCCAUAAUACGGGCGAUUAAUUUCAAUAAAAUAA